Molecule: messenger RNA, 1363 nt
Organism: Caenorhabditis sp. 36 PRJEB53466
Lineage: Eukaryota; Metazoa; Nematoda; Chromadorea; Rhabditida; Rhabditidae
Source: the annotation of a GenBank genome assembly
AUGUCGCAAACAGUUCUCGGAGUGGCCACGACGGUCACGGCCGUUUCGAUCGUCGCCGCAAUCUUCAUUUCCGCUUCGCUGCUCGUUGACAUCAACAACUUCUACGAUGAAGUCAGCGGAGAUCUGAGUGAGUUCCGCGGAUAUUACGACGACGCCUGGAAAACGAUGAUGGUGAACGAGGGAAUGAGAGGACUGGCAAGAAGAGCGAGACAAUCCGGAUACAGCAGCGGAGGAGAUGGCGCCGCCGCCGGAGGAGGAGACGGGCCUGCUGCUGCUCCUGGUGCUGCUGCUGGAGGACAGUGCAGUGAGUGUAUUCCCUCUUCUCACACCCUCUCAAUCAUAUCAUUUAGACUGUGGAGCCCAGGCUUCCGGAUGCCCAGCAGGACCACCAGGAACUCCGGGAGAGGACGGAACUCCAGGAGAGCCUGGAACUCCGGGAGAAGACGGAGGAAACGGAAUGCCGGGAGUCGCUCAGAUGGCCAUGGAUGCUUCCGGAGGAGCCUGCAUCAAGUGCCCAGAAGGACCACCUGGACCACCAGGACCGGAUGGACCAGAUGGACCAGCCGGGCCAGCUGGAAAUGCUGGAGCUGAUGGAGAAGGAGGUGGCGAGGGUCCAGCCGGACCCCCAGGACCUCCGGGACCAUCAGGACCAGAUGGAAAUCCAGGAACCCCAGGAUCAGACGGAGAGGCCGGAGCACCGGGAACAAAGACCACGAACACUCCUGGACCCGCCGGACCAGAAGGACCUGCUGGACCACCAGGACCAGACGGAGAGGCAGGAGCAGGAAGCGGACCAGGACCAGAAGGACCGGCUGGACCACCAGGACCACCAGGAAAGGACGGAGGACCAGGAGCUGAUGGAACCGCCGGAGAGCCAGGAGCCGACGGAGCGCCAGGCACUGACGCUGCCUACUGCCCAUGCCCGCCCAGAUCUGCUGCUCUUGGAGCUGGCGGAGGAGCCGAACCAGCUGGAGCCGCCGCCGCUACUGCUGCUGAACCUGCUGCUGCUGCCGCUGCUCCAGAAGUAGCCGGUGGAGGCGCCGAGCCAGCCGGAGCUGCUGCCGCUGCUCCAGUAGGAGCCGGAGCUGCUGAUGCUGCUGCCGCUGUUCCAGUAGGAGCCGGAGGAGGUGCCGAGCCAGCCGGAGCUGCUGCUGCUGCCGCUGCUCCGGUAGGAGCCGGAGGAGGUGCCGAGCCAGCCGGAGCUACUGCUGCUGCCUCUGCCGAGCCGGCUGCUGCUGCCGCUGCUCCAGUAGGAGCUGGAGGAGGUGGUUAUGAGGGAGGAGCCGCUGCUGGUGCUGCGGAGCCACCAACCAGCGGAAAGGGAGGAGAGGCUGCUCCAGCUUACCCGACCCAUAAACAAUAG